AAUUGCUCUCUAGUUUUAUUUUCUUCUUUCUGUCGUCCCUAGGCAUGCACCAGUUACAGUUAACUGUAAAACUGUAACUGUCAUAACUGUGUAACUGUUAUAACUGUAACUGUGAAAACUGUAACUGGUGCAUACCUAGUCGUCCCCAUUUUCUUGGCAAAAUAUGCACCUCGUGAUCUAGAGAACUGUGCAAGUUAGAAAAGUUCUGGAAAAGGUAGAAUAUUCUCCCAACAUUGGAGAUCGAUUAAUGCACAUUUUUUUUUCAACUAAAGGUCCAGAUUCGAUGCCAUAAGUGCCACAAGCGAAAGAAAAAUGUAUUUUGGACUUUGAAAUUUUUCGUGCAUUCAACUGUCCGGCGCCUAUUUUUUUUCAAGAGAAAUUUAAUGUCAAAGAAAACGUGACUUUGUUAAGAAUAGAAUUUUAAUACGAGAGAAGAAAAAUAGAUCUCUCUCUAUAAAAUAGAUCGCAGAGGAUGCUACAUAUGUUUUUUUUCAUCAAUAUCUUAACGAUUUAAAAAAAGCAUACUCAGUGUAUCUUUUGCUUUAAGAAAACAAUUUCCAGGAAAAGAUCGUAUAACUGUUGGACAAGUAAAAUAUGAUGAAAGUUUGAGACGGUUGAUGAGAAAUGAUAUAGUGUUUAGAUAUUUACAGCAUGUAAGAGGAAGUCCGCAGUACUGGCAGCAUGCCAGUUUGGCUACAUAAAACAGUUAAACACGCCUACAUUUUUUAUCACUCUUUCAUGUGCUGAUAUGUUUUGGCCCUAGUCGACCGAUCUUACGGCAAUUCUAUAGAAAUGUUAUAAGAAUCUUAUAUAAGGCAGUCGAAAAAAAAAGAAAGAUUUGUGCCACUACCAAAAUUAAUAGUCGACGAAAAUCAUUUUAAUAUUGUAUAUUUAAAUGUUGAAGGUCUUGUUCUUCAUUUUAAAGAUGUUUCUAAUCAUUAUAAUUUACUUCAUGCGAAUGUUCUUUGGCUUGUGAAAACAUGGCUAUCAAAUAGUAAUUAUGUUGAUGGUAUUCAACUGAACGGUUAUAACUUUAUUCAUCGCACUCGUCAGGAAUGUUUCGAAAGUACUCAUGCUCUUCAUACAUUAGGUCAUGGUGGUGUAGGUGUUUAUGUUAAAGAAGGUAUACCAUUUGAAUCAGUUCUACUUACAGAUUCAUUUAGUGUAGAAUGUAUGACUGUUCAUUUACCAACAAUAAAUUUGCAUGUUUUAGUGGUUUAUCGACAUGCCAAGCACAGCAAAACAGAUUUUUUAAGUGCUUUACAAUCGAUUACACACGUUAUUGGUGAAAAAAACCGUAUAAUAAUCGUAGCAGAUAUUAAUGAAAAUUCAUUGUCCGAUAAUAAAAGUCAUUUAAUUGAUGAAAGUUUUCUAGAAGUGAGAUUUCUAAAUUUAUUUCACGAUGUACCAACAACCAAUGAGUUUACUUGUAUCGAUAGAUGUUAUGUAAACUUUGAUGAUGAACAAUCUUUUCAUACAGUAUUUAUUCAUAAUUAUUACAGUUUUCAUGAAGAUUUUGGCAUUUCGGUGGCUCUUUAUAUAGCAAAUGAUGCUACUUUAACUGCCGAAUCUAAUGAAAUUGCAAAAAAAAUAACUAAUAAUAAUAAAUAA
Messenger RNA from Didymodactylos carnosus, 1611 nucleotides. The record is from the annotation of a GenBank genome assembly. Lineage: Eukaryota; Metazoa; Rotifera; Eurotatoria; Philodinida; Philodinidae.